AUGGUUAGUUCUGAAUUAAACUCAAGAUGUCAAGUUGAUCUGAUAGAUCUGCAGUCAAACAGAGAUGGCGAAUAUAAGUUCAUAAUGGUGUAUCAAGAUCAUAUAACUAAGUUUGUCCAGCUACGACCUUUGAAAACUAAAAGAGCUGAAGAAGUAGCGCAUCACGUUCUUUCAAUAUUUUUAACAUUUGGUGCACCAGCAAUAUUGCAAUCAGAUAAUGGCAGAGAAUUUAGUAAUCAAGUCAUAUCCGAAAUAUGCGCUAUGUGGAAAGAUGUUAAAAUAGUUCAUGGAAAGCCUCGUCACAGUCAAACACAAGGCUCAGUUGAAAGGGCCAAUCAGGAUAUACAGAAUAUGCUAACUGUAUGGAUGAACGAUAACGAUACAAAUAAAUGGUCAAAUGGCUUAUCCUUUGUUCAAUUUACCAAGAACACUACAUACCACAAAGGAAUACGCCAAAGUCUGAAACUGCCAAUACUUCUGAAACCGAAGAACAGCUUCUAG
This is a messenger RNA of Hylaeus volcanicus, 501 nucleotides long. RefSeq names its product KRAB-A domain-containing protein 2-like. The record is from RefSeq and is a predicted model, not a curated record. Bases 1 to 501 code for a protein of 166 amino acids. The transcript has a single exon. Gene Ontology annotation, molecular function: nucleic acid binding. NCBI's taxonomy places the organism in Eukaryota, Metazoa, Arthropoda, Insecta, Hymenoptera, Colletidae. Gene Ontology annotation, biological process: DNA integration.